Raphanus sativus (radish) is the source of this 2284-nucleotide messenger RNA. RefSeq lists its product as uncharacterized. The record is from RefSeq and is a predicted model, not a curated record. Lineage: Eukaryota; Viridiplantae; Streptophyta; Magnoliopsida; Brassicales; Brassicaceae. The transcript is spliced from 2 exons. The coding region runs from base 152 to 652 and encodes 166 amino acids.
AUUGAGUAUUUUAUAAUUAAAAACAAAAAAAAAGAAACCUAAUCGGUUUUGUAAUAGGAAUGGGUUAAUCAGAGACCUAUACUGUAUAUACAUUACACAUCUUUUUGCUUCAACAUCAGAAAUUUACAACCAAACAAUUCUAACAGAAGCAAUGUCAAGCGCUACAGCUACAGUCCUCGAUGAAUCUAGCAUUCCUAACCCCAGGAGUACAUGGAGGAUGGACGGGCAGUUACGAUACGACAUUGCGAUGAACACCAUCAUUAUAAUCCUCAUUACUGAUGCGAUCUUACAUAUGACUCUGAGAGCCCACAAGAUUCCCGUUGAUGACAUCGUUAUGGGACUUUUAUUGACGUUUGCUUUUUGGUACGCGGUUGUCACCAUGAUUAAUUACAUGUAUUGGGUUGUAGCAAGCGAGGAUGAAGAGUAUUUACGUGCACUUUACACCAAUGGACGCCUCGGUCACACGUUAGGCUUUUGUACAUUCCUCUGCCUCCUUUAUUCUAUUUCUCACUUGGCUAUGUACGUUGCUCUACUUUGUUUACUAUGGUUCGUACCAGCCAUGUUUGCACCGUGUUGUCCCUGUCUAUGGAGAGGAGAGCCAGCUUGGUGGAACUUUGUGAAGAAACCACAACCCACAGUAGAUAUUGUUUAACUUUUAAGACUACACAAUUUUUGAUCUUCUAUUCCAUGAUGAGAAUUUUAGACAAUUAUUAUUACUAAAAAAAAUUAAUUCCUAAUUUUGUGCUUCGAUCAAUAGCUUAUCAAGUGAAUCUAGUCAAUUUUUCUCAACUUUUUUCUCUUGUGAUCGGUGAAUUUUGCUUCUACUGUAUCUAUCCAUAAACCUAGUGUUGACAUGUGUUUCACGAUCUAACAAGAUAUUAUUAAUUAGGGUUUACGGAUUGCUUUUAGACAUCAAUCACCAAGAAAAUUAGAGUACCUAGUCUUGCUUUGUUCCUGCUUAAUGUAAUUUGGGGUUAGUGAUCAUUUAUCUUUUGGAACAAUGAGUGAGGUCUUUAAUGGAUAUGGGCGCCAAUACUGCGAUCUCUCUGCCAAUCUUUCCAAGCAAAGCUCCUCUGCUGUUGCCCUUGACGGAUGUAUAUUCAUAUCAACUGUUUCUCGUGCCGUAGCUUCCUUCCUCCCAGCGACAUGUAAAUCCUUUUACACCAGAAUUUAACCAAAGAAAACAACUUGAACCCAGUACAGCUUUGGCUAUCUAUGUCCUUGUGCAAAACCAGUAUGCCGCCCUUAUGUUGUAACCAGUUUCCAGUUCUUUGAGAAUCACCAACCAUGAGAUACAUCACACGAUGUUACAUUGUGAGUGCAGCUAUAACUUGACAAUACGUCCCUGAGAUUUGAGUCUUAGGGUUGCUUGAUCCAUUCUGAUUGCAUAACCCUGUGUCAAAGGGCUCUCAGCCUCUUUCCCUUCUCAAUCAGAAACCAAGCUCUAAGCGUUGAGACAUACGUGAGACAUCCUCCCCCACGUUAGCCUCAACGAGACGCACAUGAACAAAAGAAGACCCCGUUGCUCCACUGCGUCCUUACUGAUUUGUGCUGGCCAUCUUUAAUGCUCCAAGAUCCCUAAGCAUAAACACGAACAGAAUCACAUGAUCUCAUGUUGUUCAUCUUCCUCAACUCCCUUUUCACUUUCUUUAUCGCCAAGUUCGCAUCUUUCUUCGGCCUCAAAAAAAUCUGCCUCCUCUGUCCGAAGUUAGAUCGUAUCUUCCACCAACGAGAGCUGCUAAGUCCAAACCACAUGGCGGAGAUAGCGAGUUUCAGUUUUUUGCAAAACUCAGUCGGCGAGCUUGUGCUCAGAGUGUUCGGACCGAGAGGAGAGAAGCGAUAUUAGUUUUGGGGUUCUGCUCUUGUUGCUAGAAGCGCUUAGGAGAAAGACACUACCCUAGUUACUUGCUUGUCAAGUUAUCUGUUUGGGGCAAAACUCUUGAGGACAGAGAAAACAGAGGGUUGAUAUUAGAGAUGAUUGACAAUGAUAAGCCUGGAGAUGGGUUCAAGAUAGGGAGAGAAUCUCAUAGUUUCCAUCCACAUAAAUCAUUUUCUCGGGAAUGAAGACGAGAUCCCUGAAACUUAAUCAAGAGUUCCGGAGGAUGAACAAAAGGAUGAUGAUGCUAUUGGUUUUACCAAAACAAAUAAUAGAAAUAACGAACAUACAUAGCAGAGGUUUGUAUAUAUUUAUACAUAGAUGAACAUGCUUCUUGUAUAAUUCAUCAAGUUUUUGAUCAAGUGCAUCUUGUACUGCAAGAAAUCUUAAAAAAAGAUAUUAUGUAGA